Molecule: messenger RNA, 261 nt
Organism: Neomonachus schauinslandi (Hawaiian monk seal)
Lineage: Eukaryota; Metazoa; Chordata; Mammalia; Carnivora; Phocidae
Product: cytochrome c oxidase subunit 6B1-like
Exons: 1
Coding region: 1-261 (86 amino acids)
Cellular component (GO): mitochondrial inner membrane; mitochondrion; respiratory chain complex IV
Source: RefSeq, a predicted model, not a curated record
AUGGCAGAAGACAUCAAGACCAAAAUCAAGAACUACCAGACUGCCCCUUUUGACAGCCGCUUCCCCAAGCAGAACCAGACCAGGAACUGCUGGCAGAACUACCUGGACUUCCACCGCUGUGAGAAGGCAAUGACUGCUAAAGGGGGUGAUGUCUCCGUGUGCAAAUGGUACCGUCGCGUGUACAAGUCCCUCUGCCCCAUAUCCUGGGUGUCAGCCUGGGACGACCGGCGGGGAGAAGGCACAUUUCCUGGGAAGAUCUGA